Cadophora gregata is the source of this 348-nucleotide messenger RNA. RefSeq lists its product as uncharacterized. Lineage: Eukaryota; Fungi; Ascomycota; Leotiomycetes; Helotiales; Ploettnerulaceae. The transcript has a single exon. Bases 1 to 348 code for a protein of 115 amino acids. The record is from RefSeq and is a predicted model, not a curated record.
AUGGCUGGUGCUCGUACCAUCAUUGGGAACGUCAAAAAGAUAGCCUCCAGAAAGUCAAGCUUGUCCGAUCCAACAGGUGGCGACAAUGCAACUGCAGACUCGUCCACCCAAACCAAUGGCGAAGACACGACAAACACAAACAACCUCCCUGGCCAGACAGACGGAGCAGAUGCUGGCAACGAAGAUUUCACUAUCCCUGAGGGAAGUAGUGAAGAAAACACAGAACCGUCGUCGUCGGCCGCGAGCUCAGCCCACAGGCACUGGUCGAAGUCUGCAUACGCACUGCCACCUAGCGAGGAAAUGGCAAAACGGUAUGAUAACUCUCUAAAGUUCCACUGCAAGAGCUGA